GCUAAUUGCACUGCUUCACAUUUCACUGAACAAAGGUGCUGUGGCCAGAGGCUCCAGGACAAGAACUGUCAAGUAAAGCAGUUGAGGUGGAAGCCAGGAGCUUACCUAUGGAGCUGAGUGAGAAGGGAGGUGUGCAGAACAAUGGAUUUGUUCAAAAUGAGGAUUUUGAGGACAAGGAAACGGCCACCAGUAGCCAAGAAGAAAUGCCAAAAACGUGCAGUGUUGAUGUGGACUCAGUGGCUGUGGAGGAGACAGUGUUGAAGCCUUAUGCUGGGAUGCCAAAGGAGGUCCUGCUGCAGUUCUCCAGCCAAGCCUGCUACAGAGUCACCAGGGAGAUCCUCUUCUGGCUCGUAAUUGCUGGUUCUGUUGUGCUUGUGUGCGCUACCAUUGCCAUCAUUGCUCUCUCUCCAAAGUGCCUUGACUGGUGGCAGGCCAGUCCUAUUUAUCAGAUCUACCCUCGCUCCUUCAGGGACAGCAACAUGGAUGGGAAUGGGGAUCUGAAAGGUAUCCAAGAAAAACUGGACCAUAUUACAUAUUUGAAUAUAAAAACCAUCUGGAUCACCUCUUUCUUUAAGUCCCCUUUAAAAGACCUUGGAUAUGGAGCUGAAGACUUCUAUGACAUUGAUCCUAUUUUUGGAUCAAUGACAGAUUUUGAGAAUCUGAUUGCAGCCAUACAUGACAAAGGGCUAAAGGUGAUAAUGGAUUUAAUACCAAACCACACAAGUGACAAACACCGGUGGUUUCAGCUGAGCCGCAAUCGGACUGGGAAGUACACAGACUACUACAUCUGGCAGGACUGCAGGCAGGCUGCUGGCUCACUCAUCCCUCCCAACAACUGGGUGAGUGUCUUUGGGAAUUCCAGCUGGCAGUUUGACGAGGUGAGAAAACAAUGCUAUUUCCAUCAGUUUGGGAAGGAACAGCCAGACUUAAAUUUUCGCAACCCUGCUGUCCAGCAAGAAAUCCAUGAUAUUAUAAAAUUUUGGCUCGGCAAAGGAGUUGAUGGAUUUAGUUUUGGCGCUGUUAAAUUUCUCUUAGAAGCAACACAUCUCCGAGAUGAGCCUCCAGUGAACAAGUCUCAGAAUGGAGAGAAUAUCACAGCCUAUUCCCAGCUGUACCAUGACUACACCACCACACAAGUUGGUCUGCAUGACAUCAUCCGCAGCUUCCGUCACACCAUGAAUGAGUUCAGCAGAGAGCCUGGCAGAUACAGAUUUAUGGGUUCUGAUGAUGAUGAAAAGGAAGAUAUUGAAGCAACAAUGAUGUAUUAUGGAACGACUUUUAUCCAAGAAGCAGAUUUUCCCUUCAAUUUCAACCUAAUUAACAUGAAAUAUCUAUCAGGCAACAGUAUUUUUGAAGCUGUCAGCUCGUGGAUGAAAAACAUGCCUGCAGGAAAAUGGCCAAAUUGGGCAGUUGGAAGCCCUAAUGCUGCUCGGAUUUCAACUCGGAUUGGGAAGGAGUACAUCAAUGUCAUGAACAUGCUGCUUUUAACCCUCCCUGGCACUCCUGUAACUUACUAUGGUGAAGAAAUAGGCAUGGAGAACAUUGCAUCAGAAAAUGCAACCCUCCCAGAGAAAUCCCCCAUGCAGUGGGAUGGAAAAGUUAAUGCUGGUUUUACUGAAGGCAACAGCAGCUGGUUACCUGUUAACUCCGACUACCAAAGUGUAAAUGUGGAAGCCCAGAGCACCUGGUCCAACUCAACCCUGAGUGUGUACAGAGCGCUGACCUCGCUGCGGAACAGUGAGCUCCCCAUGAAUCGAGGCUGGAUGUGCCUCAUCUGGAAUGACAGCAACGUCUUUGUGUACGUGAGGGAGCUGGAUGGGUUAGACAGAGUCUUCAUGAUGGUGCUCAACUUCGGCCAGGAGUCGACAACAGACCUGCAGGCCAUAGUUCCUAACCUUCCCUCUGAAGCUGUAAUAAGGCUCAGUACUCAUUUUAGCAAUGCUGGUAAAGUGGUCAAUACCAAACUAAUUAAAACUGAAAUGGGAGAAGGCCUGGUCCUUGAAUAUAAAACAGCAAAGCCUGUUCAUACUAUGGAAGCUUUUCAAGGGAAGUGUUUUGUGGCAGAAAAAGCUUGUUAUUCCAAGGCCCUCAAUUUACUCUACAUGAACUGUUAAGUAGAGGAGUAGAAUACCCAUGCUUUCAUGUUAAUUUAGAAGAUAGUAGCUUCAGGGAAAUGCUAAAAAUACUCAAUUUUCUUCAGCUUUUAAAAUGUUAUUUGUGUACAAAAUAAAUGUCCUGAAAGAUCAGAUACAUAAUUGUCUUGUAUCUGUAUUUGUGAUGAAAAGGAAAAAGAAUGGUAUCAACUUCCCCUUAAGAUCUGUGGAGAAGAAAAGUAAACCUGUUCUGAAAACUGUCCUGUUUAAGCACGUAUUUUUGGGAGGAGAGGGAACAGUUGCUUUCUGGGUGCUGACCCUGGAGGUUGCUGGCCUGUAAGUGCUCCUGUGGAAUCCCAAGCCUGUGGCAGUACACUGUAACUUUUUAAAGUCUGCGGAUUUGUAGAAAUUUUUCCAAAGGGGUGGCCCUAUAUUUGCUGAAACAGGUGAACACAAGCAGGACUAGUGUAUAUUGUUGUGAUGUCUCACCUCUUCUCUCAAAUCUAGUAACUCUGAUUAUCUUCAAAGUGAGUAAGAAAAAGAACAAAAUGUAGCUAAUAUCUAAUUCCACACUCAUAACUCCAUUUCCAGUUGAUUCUUCCCCUCCCGGCUGAGUUAGAAUAUGUUUGUGUUCUCUUAUUUCUUUUCCUGCCCUAAGGCUGAGGUGAGGGGUGUGUACUUUAGUUCAGAGGAAGCAGCUGAACCAACCCUACCGAAUGUCACACUUGUGCAUUUGCUGCACCUGCAGUGGUUGAUGUGACCCUAGGUGUGCAUCACACAUCUCUUUUAACAAGCAAUGCACAGCAGAUUUGUGCCUUGCUCAGAGGGCAGCUGAGCUAUGAAUCAGGCUGCUUGAGUGGGGCCAUUCUUUUUGUUUUUACCCUCUGGAGAUACUCUGGUAUCUUCUGACACACUGAUCUUGCCCUCCUGAGGGAUUUGUCGCCUCCUUCUUAAGAUUACCAUUCUAAGUAAGAUAACAAGAGGUAAGGUAGGUAGGCAAGAUUUUUAAUGUAUUCAGAUCACAGUUCUGCUCCAACUCCCAUUCUUGAGAGUGCUUUUCUCUGCAGUUUGGUCAGUCCCACCACAUGAUCAGUACACCACGGCUGCUGCGCAGAUAGGGAGGGCAGCAAUCACCAUCACCUACAUAUGGGAACUAGUUCUGGAAGUAAGAGACUUGAAUGUCAGAUGCUUCAGAGGAGUUCUGCUGCCUUGUGUAAGAUGUACCUUGCAACAGAUGCCUUGCACAGGAAGGCUGCCUGUGCCAAGUGCCUGUGGCUCUCCUGUGAGGCUCUAUGUGCUCCAGCUCUGCUCCUGUAGUGCUGCUCCGCUGGCUCACUGAACAGAGCUGCUGGACAAACUCACUUCUGCUGGCACCUGCUUCUGCACAGCCUGGCAGGGCAGAAAUCCAGUUCUUGGUCUGUAUUUUUUUUUAAGGCAAUGCCACACCCAGCUUUGUGUGCUUGUGCCCAUAAAGCAGGGAUCCGAGAGAAGAGAUCCUCUGGAGAAGGUGUUUGCAUUCCAUACAAAUCCAAAUCUGACCCAAAGCUUUUCAGGUGGUCAGUGUGUUUAGGAGUUAUUUGCAGGAUUUGCUGUGAUGCUGGGGAUGGCACACUUCCUCAAG
Molecule: messenger RNA, 3714 nt
Organism: Passer domesticus (house sparrow)
Lineage: Eukaryota; Metazoa; Chordata; Aves; Passeriformes; Passeridae
Gene: SLC3A1
Product: solute carrier family 3 member 1
Exons: 10
Coding region: 108-2114 (668 amino acids)
Biological process (GO): amino acid transport; carbohydrate metabolic process
Source: RefSeq, a predicted model, not a curated record